GGCCCGCGGGCCCGGGCGCAGCUCGCGCCGCCCAGCGCUGGCCGAGGCGCGCGGCCAUGGGGGUCACGGUGGACGUGCACCAGGUGUACAAGUACCCCUUCGAGCAGGUGGUCGCCAGCUUCCUCCGAAAGUACCCCAACCCUAUGGACAAAAAUGUCAUCUCUGUAAAAAUCGUGGAGGAAAAAAGAGAUGAGUCAACAGGAAUUAUCUAUCGAAAGAGGAUUGCAAUCUGUAAGAAUGUUGUUCCAGAAAUUUUAAGGAAGGUGAGCAUUUUAAAGGUACCCAGUAUUCAGCUGGAAGAGGAAUCCUGGCUCAAUCCUCAGGAACGAAACAUGGCCAUACGGAGUCACUGCCUUACGUGGACGCAGUAUGCAUCCAUGAAGGAAGAAUCUGUCUUCCGGGAAAGUGUGGAAAAUCCAAAUUGGACAGAGUUCAUUCAAAGAGGCAAGAUUUCAAUCACAGGGGCUGGAUUUCUCAACUGCAUUUUAGAAACUUUUGCCAGCACAUUCUUACGACAGGGAGCCCAGAAGGGAAUUAGAAUAAUGGAGAUGCUGCUGAAGGAACAGUGUGGUGCCCCCUUAGCGGAAUAAAGAAUCAUCAGGAUGCCAUGUGCGUCUGCUGUCUUUCAAGAAUCUGUCUUGGCCACCACACAUCCUAGUCCCAGUUUCUGGAAUCCAGGUGCGGGGGUGCAGUGCCAGCAGCUGAGAAGAGGACACCUCCCCACCAGGACAUAAAGCGAUAAACUCCCCCAGGAGCCUGCUUCUAGCAGUGGGGCUCGGGGAGCCGGACUUCUCCCAGCUGGAUUUUUAUGACCGUCUCAUUAUUAUUUGACAAAUAAAGGAGAAAAAUCCAUAUGAGAUGCUGUCCACCCCCCCUCAGGAUAUUCUGCUGGUUGUCUGGUGGAGGGGGUCUGGGUAGCCAAGGAUAGGAUAAAGUCCUAUGGAGGGUGCCUUUUCCCUUAUGUUCCCAGUAUCAUUGUUCACAAGGAUUCCGGAACAGAUUAAGUAACUGAACCUGGUGCUGAUUCAUAGGUGGCCUGGAAUAAGUCAGCCGUGUCCCAGACCUGUGCUGAAGCCAUGCCAUAUUUAUAGCAAGCUUUAAGAUUCUCAAGAAUCAGGAAGAUUUGAUUUCUGUCCCUGAGUAGUACACAACUGGACCGUGAACUAUGUUUGGUCCCCUGAAAGAACCUGGGACAGGGAGUGGGAAGGUAGGUUCCAGCCUUGGCUCCUACCAACUUGUUCCAUAAUGUGGAGCCGCUCAUUACCCUCUUUGGUUUUUUAAUGAGUGUGUGGACGGAGUUGUGCCCACAUCUAUCUGCCAGUGGGCUGUGAUGAUAAAACGAGGCAUUUUGGUGGAAGAAAAUAGAUUUGGGAGACAGGCCUGAGUUUGAGUCCCAGUGCUGCUACCUACUAACUCUGUGUUCAUAUACAUAAUUUUUAAAUCUUUCUGAAAAAAAUUUCUAAAAUGAUAGAUUAGCUUUGUGAGCUUGUUGGACUGAUUUGAGAUCAAGUGUCUAAAGUACCUGGCAUAACUGCCUCCUGGAUGGAAGUCCAGUAAGUAGAAGCCAGUCUUACUAUGUGAGAUUAUUUUGAAAAUACAUGUUUCAACUACAGUAUCAGGUAGUAUUCCUGUUUGAAAAUUAGAUGCCAGUAGCUUGCAUUUCCCAUUUUCAGAAGCAAAAUAAAAAUGUACAGUACCUAACAAAGCUUGAAGAGAGGUGGUAAUUUAGAAUUCAUCUUCUUAAGAUAAAAAUUGAGCCAUUACUGGGAAGUCUUGAGGAAAUUGUUCUUUUUUAAUAUUUGAAAAAUUUUUCACUUAGUGCAUUGAUGAAUUUCAAAGCAAUUGUACUUUUUCAUACAAGCCUGCCACUGUGUGCCUCUUCUUACUGUAUUUGAGCUAUUGGUGCUACCUGAGUUUUGUCUUAGGAUAAUUUCCCUUCAUUUCCUUAGUGUUUUAUUCUUAUGUUGGAAGGGAAAGUGAAUGAUAGAAACCACAACACAUUUUGACCUUCUUUUCUAGUUUGUAAAUGGCAUUUGGCAGACUUUUGAAAUAGUAGGCUUUUUUUUUUUUUUUUUUUUUU
This is a messenger RNA of Lepus europaeus (European hare), 2080 nucleotides long. It is a transcript of the gene PRELID2, whose product is annotated as PRELI domain containing 2. The record is from RefSeq and is a predicted model, not a curated record. Gene Ontology annotation, biological process: phospholipid transport. Gene Ontology annotation, molecular function: phosphatidic acid transfer activity. Gene Ontology annotation, cellular component: mitochondrial intermembrane space. The coding region runs from base 57 to 590 and encodes 177 amino acids. NCBI's taxonomy places the organism in Eukaryota, Metazoa, Chordata, Mammalia, Lagomorpha, Leporidae. The transcript is spliced from 7 exons.